This is a messenger RNA of Cokeromyces recurvatus, 688 nucleotides long. Its product is annotated as glycine cleavage H-protein-domain-containing protein. The transcript has 4 exons. The record is from RefSeq and is a predicted model, not a curated record. Gene Ontology annotation, biological process: protein lipoylation; glycine decarboxylation via glycine cleavage system. Lineage: Eukaryota; Fungi; Mucoromycota; Mucoromycetes; Mucorales; Mucoraceae. The coding region runs from base 118 to 597 and encodes 159 amino acids. Gene Ontology annotation, cellular component: glycine cleavage complex; mitochondrion; cytoplasm.
UUUUUUUUAUAUAAAAUCUUGUUUUUCUUAUUUUUCAUUAUUUUUUUUUCCUUUGUAACUUUAUUGUUUUUAUUUAUUUUAUCCCAUUAACAUUCACACAUUUCAACAUUUGUCAAGAUGGCCCUUAGACUUUUAACUACUACUCGUGGCAUUGCUCGUUCAUAUAUGCCUACUAUAGUUCGUAAGUCCGCUACCAUGACUGUCUUCCGGGGUUUUGCCACAAAGAAAUAUACCCUUGACCAUGAAUGGAUUUCUGUUGAUAAUGGUGUCGGCACCUUUGGUAUUACUGAUUAUGCUCAAAAAGCUUUAGGUGAUGUUGUAUUUGUUGAAACUCCUACUGUAGGUCAAACUGUUGAAAAACAAGAGCAAGUAGGUGCUAUUGAAUCUGUAAAGGCAGCAAGUGAUAUUUAUUCGCCUGUUUCUGGUGAAGUGCUUGACGUGAAUGAUGAAUUAUCUAAUGAACCUUCCUUAAUUAAUUCUAGUCCAGAAGAAAAUGGUUGGUUGGCAAAAAUUAAACUUUCAAAUGAAUCCGAACUUGAUGAUUUGAUGGAUGAAAAGGCUUAUAUUGCUCACUGUGAAGCUGAUGAUGACCAUUAAUUGUACUUUCUUCUAUUCUCUAUCCUCUCUUUUUUUUUUUUGGUUCCUUAAUAAAGAACCAUAGUGUAUGGCAUGUAUUAUAAAAUAAGUA